This is a messenger RNA of Rhinichthys klamathensis goyatoka, 1249 nucleotides long. RefSeq names its product stromal cell-derived factor 2-like 1 (gene sdf2l1). The coding region runs from base 99 to 752 and encodes 217 amino acids. The record is from RefSeq and is a predicted model, not a curated record. The transcript has 3 exons. Lineage: Eukaryota; Metazoa; Chordata; Actinopteri; Cypriniformes; Leuciscidae.
GACUUGUCAUGAUGCGAUUGGUUAGAAAGCGUGUCAGCGUUUGAAUGGGGCUCACCGUAUCCAUUUUUUUGUGAUGUACAUAGACACUUGCUGUAACAAUGGGACCAUUAAGAGUUCUAUCUGUCUUUCUGGGUUUAAUUUUAGUAUGUUUCAUGUUUGCCCAAUGCGGGGCCAGUGAUUCUGACUCCAGCUACGUGACGUGUGGAUCCCUGAUCAAACUGAUGAACACACGGCACAGCGUCAGACUUCACUCUCAUGAUGUCAAAUACGGAUCAGGUAGUGGCCAGCAGUCAGUAACAGGCGUGGAUUCGGCCGAGGAUGCCAACAGCUACUGGCGGAUCCGUGGGAAACCAGACAGCGUUUGUCAGCGCGGGGUGCCCAUACGGUGCGGAGAGGCCAUCCGAAUUACACACAUGAAGACUGGACGCAACCUACACUCGCAUCACUUCAGCUCCCCGCUGUCUAACCACCAGGAAGUGAGUGCGUUUGGUGAAAAUGGAGAAGGAGAUGAUUUGGACGUAUGGAGCGUUCAGUGCAGCGCAACAUACUGGGAACGCGACGACGCGGUGCGAUUUAAACACGUUGGCACUGAGGUUUUCCUCAGUGUUACAGGAGAGCAGUUUGGUCAUCCAAUCAGAGGCCAGCGUGAGGUCCAUGGAAUGCCUUCACCCAAUCAGCAUAACUACUGGAAGGUGAUGGAGGGGGUUUUUAUUCAGCCCAGCAGUGAUCCUGUGAACCAUGAUGAGCUCUGAUGAUGCACUGUACUCCACUCACACAUGCUGUGAAACCUUCUCUAUUUAAACUUUCAGUUUCUUCAAAGUUUUACGUUUAUUGGUCAAACUCAAUUGUGUGUCGCAAUUUUUGAGACAAAACUCACCCACAAAAUGCACAUCACAGACAAAAAAGACGAAAAGGUUUGUUUUACUAGAUUUCUUAUGAUUGGAAUUUGUCUUUUUGUAUAUAAGGGAAUAAAAUGACUUUACAAACCAGGAUUUUGGGCCAAAUAAAUUGUGUAUUUUGUAUUAUUUAUAUUUAGGAUGACAUAUUACUAAUAGAACAAAUUGCAUUAAUAACUUGUACUAUGAAAUACUGUAGUAGUUUUGUGCACAUGAAAGAUUUGAAAUAACUGUUUUGGUUUAAGGUUUCGAUAUAACUGUAACUCCCAGUAGUUGUUUCCCCCCUCAUACUGUAUAUGACCCCAUAUGUACAUAAUUUGGUGAAAGCGUAAAUAAAUUUUUUGAAAACUUUA